Messenger RNA from Helicoverpa armigera (cotton bollworm), 1416 nucleotides. Its product is annotated as juvenile hormone epoxide hydrolase. The coding region runs from base 28 to 1416 and encodes 462 amino acids. Gene Ontology annotation, molecular function: epoxide hydrolase activity. The transcript is spliced from 7 exons. The record is from RefSeq and is a predicted model, not a curated record. NCBI's taxonomy places the organism in Eukaryota, Metazoa, Arthropoda, Insecta, Lepidoptera, Noctuidae. Gene Ontology annotation, biological process: epoxide metabolic process.
AAAGUGCAUAAUAUAAAAUAAUAGAAAAUGCAACUGUUUUUAGAAAUUAUUUUCGUGUGUUUUUCACUAGUUUCUGUGCAAAGUUUGGAGAUUUUCCGGACGCCGCCUUUGCCCCAUUUUGAUCAUGAGUGGUGGGGUCCUGUGGAAGAGAAACAGCAUAACGAUACUAGUAUCAGGCCUUUUCAAGUGCAUUUUGAUCCUGGGAUGAUCGAAGACCUGAGAUACCGUUUGAAGAGUCACCGGCCGUUCACGCCACCACUAGAAGGUGUGGGGUUCGAGUACGGGUUCAACACCCACUACCUCCACGGUUGGGUAGACUACUGGGCAGACCAGUACCCGUUUCAGCAGCAAGAGGACUUCUUGAAUCAGUUCCCUCAAUUUAAGACCAAUGUGCAAGGGCUGGAUAUACACUUCAUUUGGGUUAAGCCUGAGGUACCUCCCGGCAUGGAAGUGGUACCACUCCUGCUGCUGCACGGGUGGCCGGGGUCAGUCCGGGAGUUCUACGGGACUCUGCCGAUGCUGGCUGCUGUAUCCAGGGAGAGAGAUUUUGCAGUGGAAGUCAUUGCUCCCAGUCUACCUGGCUUCGGAUUUUCUGAUGCUGCGGUGAGACCAGGUCUAGGCGCUACAGAGAUGGGAGUGGUGCUGAGGAACCUGAUGCAUCGACUCGGCUUCAAGAAGUUCUAUGUGCAGGGGGGAGACUGGGGCGCUUACAUUGGCCUUUGUAUGGCUACCUUGUAUCCGAAGGAGGUCCUAGGAUACCAUACAAACCUGGCGCUAUCAAUAACCCCAACAGCUAUCCUGACGUGGGUGCUAGGCUCCAUCUACUCCCCGCUGGUGGUGGAUCCAGUUCUGGCAGACAGGAUGUACCCGAUCCUGAGCGUGGUGUACUGGCUCACCAGAGAAACUGGAUACUUGCAUCUGCAGGCUACCAAGCCUGAUACCCUGGGUGUAUCGAUGGCAGAUUCACCGGCUGGUCUUCUGGCCUACAUAUACCAGCUAUUCUCAAGUGGUUCCCGUAGAAAGUUCUACUACAGAAGUGACGGUGGUUUCGACGACCUUUACAGCCGAGACGAGCUCAUUGAUAACCUCAUGAUAUACUGGAUCACCAACAGUUUCACCACGUCCAGUAGGAUCUACGCGGAGACGCUGAAUUUGAGGAAUAUUAAUAUGGCUGUUUUUGCAAUACCCACACCAGUACCUACAUGGACGAUACACGCAAAGGACGAAAUCUUCUACCAGUCUCCUACACUCCUGAAGUUCAAGUACCCAAACCUGCUGAAUUCUACUGUUCUCUUCACCGGAGGUCACUUCCUUGCCUUGGAGAAGCCUCAAGUCUUCGCCGAUGAUGUACUUCAUGCCAUCGCGGCGUUUAGAAGAUGGCAUUUUAAUAGGAAACAUAAGAAAUAUACAUUUUAG